AUGGCAGACCCAGAGGAAUUCAUACCAGCUCGUUGGCCAGUGCUGGCGGCCGAGGCGCUGAACCCUGCUCAGCCCGCGCAGCGCCGCGCGCGGCUCCGGGCAGCGCUGCCGGCACCGGCCGAGCGCCGGCCUCGCGGGCGCCUCCCGAGCGGGGAUGGACCCACCACCCGAGCGGAGCCUCUCAACAAGAACCGGGCCGGGGGAAGACAAAGCGGGAGGGGACAGCUCUACCUGACGCAGGACCAGAUCAUAUUCCACCACAAGGCUAAGGGCUCUACCACCAUCCGCUUUCCUCUUCAGCUCUUGGGGGCCUGUGCGAUCGGCGAGGAGCCCAACACCAAGCAGCAGCACAUCAAAGGGACUGUUACCUCCAUCCAUGGAGUUUUAACCUUCAAAUUCAUCUUCUCCUAUGGAGCUAGCACCUGUCUGAGCCUGAUCCAAGACCUGUGCUCAUCAGCCGAGCGGCCGUGCCCGGAGCACCCCGUUCCCAAGCGGUGCCGGCGUCGGGGCCGCGGCGCGGAGCCCAGCAGCGGCGGGGUUAACCAGGGCCCGCGCGGCUGGACGGGCGUCAAGGUGGUUGCUCCAUCCCUGCCCGCGCGCUGGGGGGGCCGCAGAGCGGCGCGGCGGACUCGGAGCGCUGCCGUCCCGCCCGGCGGCCACCAUGAGCCCAUGGCAAGUCAGCCAGAGAGCAGAGAUCACUCCAGCCAGGCAACUUUGCUAGGACACAAGAAGGUCAGGAGGACUCUCCUGGCCCAGGAUCAUCUCCUAGAGCAGCCAUCAAGCAAGCAACAAAGUCCCUCGCUAUUGCCUCCUCAUGCCACGCUUGGUCAGCUAAUACUUCCUAUUUCCUUGCCUCCCACAGCAGCCGUCGCCCUCCUGCUCCCCUUGGCCCUGCUGCUGGCAACCGCGUCGCAGCCGCCGGAGGGAGAAGGCCCAAAGGAGCAGCCAGACGCGGAGCCCCUGCAAUGCCCCGGUUCGUGCGCCUGCAGCUUUGACGACUACAGCGAGGAGCUCAACGUCUUCUGCAGCGCGCGCAACCUCACGCACUUUCCGGACGACGUCCCUACCAACGCCAAAGCCCUCUGGCUGGACAGCAACAAUUUCACCUCGCUGCCGGCUGCAGCAUUCAGGAACCUCUCCAACCUGGACUUCCUUGACCUGCAGAGCAGCCAGGUGGCUGCUGUGGAGCAGGACGCCUUCCAUGGGCUGCGGGGCCUCUACCACCUCCACCUGGAACGCAACCAGCUCAAGUAUUUGGCGCCCCACACUUUCCUUCACACUCAAAACCUUGUGUCCCUUAGCCUCAAUAACAACCUCUUCAUCAAGCUGGAGGAAGGACUGUUUGCUGGUCUCUCCAACCUGUGGUAUCUGAACCUGGGCUGGAAUUCCCUCGUGGUCUUGCCUGACAAGAUUUUCCAUGAUUUACCCAACCUGAGGGAGUUGAUCCUGGCUGGAAACAAGCUCCUCUACCUGCAGCACCAGCUCUUCUGCAGUCUUACCGAGCUGAAGGAGUUGGAUCUAAGCGGGAACUCUCUCAAGGGAAUCAAGAUCAACAUCUUUGUCAAGCUGCAGAAGCUACAGAAGCUGUACUUGAACCACAACCAGAUCAGUGCCAUCGCACCCCGCGCAUUCAUGGGCAUGAAGUCACUCCGGUGGCUGGAUCUCUCGCACAACCGUCUUGUCUCACUCUUUGAGGACACUUUUCUGGGUCUCCUGAGCCUGCAUGUCUUACGCUUAUCCACCAAUUCCCUCACCAGCCUGAGACCUAGGACUUUCAAAGACCUCCAGUUCCUGGAGGAGCUGCAGCUGGGACACAACAGGAUCAGAGGCCUGGCAGAAAGGACUUUUGACGGGCUGGGCCAGCUGGAGGUCCUCACUCUGAACAACAACCAGAUACAAGAUAUCAGGGUUGGGGCCUUCCUGGGGCUGUACAACACCGCAGUGAUGCACCUGUCUGCCAAUUGCAUCAAGGUGCUCCCUGACCAUGUCUUUAAGGGUGUCUCUAAGUUGCACAGCCUUCACUUGGAGCACAGCUGCCUUGGCAGGAUCAGAACAAACACGUUCUCCAGCCUCUCCAGCCUGCGGAGGCUCUUCUUACAGCACAACACCAUUUCUGUGAUCGAAGACCAAAGCUUCAGCGAUCUGCAUGAACUCUUGGAGCUGGAUCUGAAGAACAACAGGCUGAGCCACCUCUCACCCAAGCUCUUUGUGGGACUAAGCAACCUGGAGUACCUCUUUCUCUCCUCCAACCAUCUCCUGGAGAUCUCACAGGACACUUUCAGCCCACUCCAGAGACUUUUCUGGCUCGAUCUCUCAAACAACCAGCUGGAGACGCUGGACAACACUGUUAUCUCCCCGCUGUCAAACCUGCGGUACCUCAGCCUCAGGAACAACUCUCUGGAAACCUUCUCCGUCAGCUUUCUGUGCUCUUCAUUCGCGCUGGAGCAGCUGUGGCUGGAGGGGAACAACUGGCACUGCAACUGCUCCCUGAAGGGCCUGCGGGACUUCUCUUUGCAGCACCCAGUCGUGGUCCCACGGUUCGUGCAGUCCGUGGUGGAGGGGGACGAUUCCCACAUCCCCGUAUACACUUACAACAACCUCACCUGCCUCAGCCCCCCAAACGUGACAGGCCUGGAUCUCCGCGACACCAGUGAGGACAACUUUGCUCACUGCUGACAGGGCGCCUCCGCUUUCCCGAGGACUUG
This is a messenger RNA of Tinamus guttatus (white-throated tinamou), 2705 nucleotides long. The record is from RefSeq and is a predicted model, not a curated record. NCBI's taxonomy places the organism in Eukaryota, Metazoa, Chordata, Aves, Tinamiformes, Tinamidae.